AUGAAGAGAACAAGAGAUGCUUACGAAGAAGAUGAAUCUUUCUCGUCGGAAUCUGAAGAGUUUCACCAGAAACUGAAGGUUAAAUUUGAGGAGGAAAGAAGUGAAGAUGAAGAUGAUGAGUCUCCUCAGCAGCUUCCUUUGAGGAAGCACUUCUGUGUGAUUUGUAAGAAACAAUUUAGCUCUGGUAAGGCUUACGGUGGUCACGUGAGGAUCCAUUCAACUGAGUACAACAACAAAGGAAAGAUGAAGAAGAAGUUGAAAAUGAAGAAGAAGAAGAGAAAGAUUGGUUUGGUGAAGAAAGACAAGGAGAAAGAGAUAGAUCUAAUCGCUGCUGACAUGGAAGGUAAGAUUAGGUGUUGUCUAUGUGGAAAAGAGUUCCAAACGAUGCACUCUCUGUUUGGUCAUAUGAGGAGACAUCCUGACAGGAGUUGGAAAGGGGUACGACCUCCUCCACCACAGGAGAAGUUCAACCUAAGCUACUUGGGUGAUGAUGAUGAAGAGGAUGAUGAUGGUGAGGAUGAUGUUGAUGAGGAUGAUUCUGAUGUGAGGAGUAGAUCCACAAUGAUGAGUGAUGUGACUCAGGAUGUUCAAGAAGCUGCUUGUAUUCUAAUGAUGAUCUCUUACACUUCAAGCAAUUGCUGGGAUGGGAUAAAGAAAGAUAUGGAUUCACCCAAAUCCGAGGCAAGAAGUUCUAGUUGCUACAAAGGAAAAGAUAAGGUAUUAGGUGAUGGUGGGAUGAAUGAUGAUAAGAAGGGUUUGAUUGUAGAUAUGAAGAUAGAGAUGGAAAUUGAAGUGAAGGUGAAUAAUCCUCGAGAUGACCCUAAGAGAUCCUUAGGGUUUGAUCUCAACCAGCCUCCUCACCAUGAAGAUCAUCCUUAUUCCUCUUGGAACUAGUUUUGGUUUUCAAUCCAUGGAGUAGCUUUCAAAUAAUCAUGUUUUAACAUAUUUCCCUAUGAAUUUUACAUCUAUA
Molecule: messenger RNA, 970 nt
Organism: Capsella rubella
Lineage: Eukaryota; Viridiplantae; Streptophyta; Magnoliopsida; Brassicales; Brassicaceae
Exons: 1
Coding region: 1-894 (297 amino acids)
Source: RefSeq, a predicted model, not a curated record